This is a messenger RNA of Ceraceosorus bombacis, 3568 nucleotides long. The record is from the annotation of a GenBank genome assembly. Lineage: Eukaryota; Fungi; Basidiomycota; Exobasidiomycetes; Ceraceosorales; Ceraceosoraceae.
AUGGCUUCACUCAGCGGCAACCUGGGCCAGCUUGCCGCUCUCUUCUCUCAGACGCUGAACCCCUCUACCCGGCGAGAAGCAGAGCAGAAUCUGACGGAUCUCGAGUCGAAUAGGGAUGCCAACCUUUCAGCUUUGCUGCUGGAUUUGAUUGCCAGUCCAGGCGCAACGCCUCCAGUGCGUCUAGCAGCAGCCGUCAAGUUGAAGAACAUCUGCAGAAGAGCUUGGGCAGAGGAGGACGACGCAGAUCUAGCGGAACCGGAAUUGGUGCAGGGAGAAGCCAGGGAAGCCUUGAAAACUAGACUGGUCCCUUUGUUGGGUCAGCUGAGCAGCGAUGUGAAUGUGGCCAAUGCACCAGGCGUGGCAAGCUUGAGGAUACAGCUUUCGGAGUGCGUCGCUCUGAUUGCUGCCAGGGACUUUCCACAACAAUGGCCCGCUCUGCUCGACGAGCUGGUAGGCGGACUUGCCCUUCAGCCAGACUCGACAGCACUGGCUGCAGUACUCCAGACCUGCCACAGCAUCUUUCGCAGGUGGAGAGCCGCUUUCAGAUCAAACGUCUUGUACGAAGACAUCAACCUCGUGCUUGCCAAGUUUGCCAAACCUUAUUUGGACCUGCUCCAGGUGAGUGAAGGCGUGGCUAUUCAAUGUGCAGCAUGCAUCUCACUUCACUGCUGCAACGACUGCAUCAUCGCUACAGCGGACAGAUGCUGCGCUCCAAAGCGCGACAGCCGGCUCCGCUGCGACAUUAGGAUCCACACUGGUGCUCGUGUUGCAGAUCUACCACGAUCUAUCAGCUCAGGAUCUUCCACCGGACUUUGAAGAAAACAUCUCUUCUAUUCUGCCUCUGCUUUUGCGGUACCUGCAUCCAACAUCGGUCGAUUCGGGUCUGUACGUGGCCAACCAAGCGCUCGCAGCGCCGCUCGAAGGGGACCCGGAUGAUGCUUCGCCUGCCGCGGGACAAAAGGCCAGAGCGGAGAUCUGCGCCAUCGCAGAAUUGUACGCGCAAAGAUAUCUGGACGUAUUUGAGACCUUCGUUCCCCAGUACGUCAAAGCUGUUUGGGAAAUGCUCGGCCAGGCUGGGAGAGGCGAGAAAUUCGAUUUGGUGAGUGCGGCGAUGAUUGAGCCGUGAUCCGCAGUCUGCUCGCUUUCUGCCAGAGCUCGCGUACUUGUAAUGGACUCACUGUGACGCGGCCGCCUCUCGCUACACGCUCAGCUUGUGACGAGAGCGAUCUCCUUCCUAUCGACAGUAGUGCGAAUGCCAUCCCAACGAGCGACUUUCGAGUCAGAGGCCACGUUGGAGGCUUUCAUUCAGGCCAUCAUUCUGCCCAACAUUAGCUUGAGAGAGCAGGACGAGGAGAUGUUUGAGGAUGAGCCCAUCGAGUGGGUGAGGAGGGAAUUCGCGACCGUCGGGAUUGAAGGUGGAGGUGAGUGUCUUGGCAUAGGUGGCCACGCGGUUCGCCGCUCGAGCUGGCAAGGCUCAUGAUUCGCUCGCUCGCUGCGUCAGACAAUGACACCAGGCGCAAGAGCGCCACAACCUUUACGAAGGCCCUUCUGGAGGUGUUCCCACAGCAGAUUACUGCGAUCAUCUUGCGGUACAUCAACCAGUAUCUGCAAGAGUACGCCGCAGCUCCUCAAGAAAAAUGGAGGGGAAAGGAUACGGCCGUGUACCUCUUGAGCAGCAUUGCGAGCACAGGUGGAACAAGCCAAGGUGCUUCGUCGAUGAAUGCGCUCGUGAAUGUGGUUCAAUGGUUCAGCGACAAUGUCUUCGGCGACUUGCAAGCCGAUUCGGACUCAGUGCAUCCCAUCUUGCAAGUGGAUGCCAUCAAGUAUCUGCACACGUUCAGACAACAAUUGACAAAGGAGCAGCUAUUGUCCGUGCUUCCUUUGCUCGUGAGGCAUCUCGAGUCUCAAAAUUACGUCACUUGCUCUUAUGCGGCCAUCACCAUCGAAAGGGUGUUGUUUCUCAAGCAACAAUCUGGGCCAGAGACCGGCAAGCUGCUGUUCUCAUCGGAAGAUGUGCAGCCAUUUGCUGAGAGCAUCUUAAUGGCGCUGUACAGGAACAUUCUGGGCGCGACCACCCCCGAGAAGAUGGCGGAGAACGACUACCUUAUGAAGUGCGUCAUGAGAGUGAUUUUGACAUGCAGGGAAAGGCUCGCACCCUUCUAUCAGCCAAUCCUGGAAUCUCUCAACAGCAUCUUGACUGAGAUUAGCAAAAACCCGAGCAACCCCAAAUUCAGCCAAUACACUUUUGAGAGCAUCGCUGCCCUCAUCAGGUAUGUCGCUGCUGCAGAUCCCAACAGUAUCGCCACCUUCGAAUCUACCCUUAGCCGACCCUUCUCGACGAUCUUGCAAGGCGAUGUGGCCGAAUUUGCACCGUACGUCUUUCAAAUUCUAGCCCAGAUGCUCGAGCUGCACAAGUCGACGGAUGGGUCACUACCCGAAAUCUAUACCGGACUGCUACCUUCUCUACUUACGCCCACCCUGUGGGCGUCCAGAGGCAAUGUCCCUGCCUUGGUCCGCUUGCUUCAGGCAUACCUUGAUCGGGGAUCAGCACAAAUCGUCGCGGAAGGCCGAAUUGGAGCGAUGCUGGGCAUUUAUCAACAGCUCAUCGCCAGCAAGAUCAACGACGAGCAUGGCUUCGCCCUCCUGAAUAGCCUGUUCGAAAACUUGCCAAAGGAACAGAUGAACCAGUACAGAGCUGCUGUGCUCACCCUCAUGCUCAACAGACUUCAAACGAACAAGACUGAAAAGUUUAGCAGAGUGUUUGUCGAGUUCUUGGCCCGGUGGGCUUGCGUACAGCAGGAUGGCUAUCCUUCCUACGUCAUCCAGUCCUUCGAUGCUGUGCAGCCCGGGUGAGUCCGGAAUGCAUACGUGUAGAAGUCCUUCGCACAACGACUCAACGUUCCUGAACCUCUUGUCGCGCGCAGGCUUUUCCCUCAAAUCGUUGACGGCAUCGUGAUUGGCGAAUUGGCCAAAAUCCCUCAGCGCACCAAGCGCUUGGUGGCCGUGGGCUUCUCGAGGCUUUUGACGGAAAGCCCAGAGUUCCUUCACACUCCUAACGCCAAUGCCUGGUGCGUACUGUGCGACGUCGGUUGAUGGCGAGCAACGUGCUAACGCUUGCGUGGUUGUCGUUUCCCGCGCUUGGCGCAUUUCCUAGGCCGAGCCUUUUGAGUGGUAUCCUUCGGCUUUUGCAAGACAGAUCCAUUGCUUCUACAGGGGACAGCAGCAGCGCAGCAGCAGAAGAGAUCUUUGCGCAAGAUUGGGAAGAGACGGGCUUUCAAGCUAGCUUUAGCGUCAUCGUUUCGAGCGCCCCACCCAAUAGGGAUUGGACUUCCUUUGCGAAUGCGGAGCCGGUCGAGUACCUAUCUAGAGGUAUUGCGAUCGCUUCGAAGGCUGUUCCAGGCGUGGUGAGUUGAUCAAGGCGCUGUGCUGUGCUGUUCUGGGUGCGUCGUCUGCUGAAUACUUGCUGCGGUCCAUCUUUCAGGUCCCGCAGCUCUUGUCGAGAACCAACGCCGAGCUUAGACAGCCUCUGGAAGCUUACAUCGCCCAGUCUGGUCUGUCCAUCUCUUGA